UAGGCCAACAGAAACUAUUCUAUAUAUAUACACAUCAAAGCCUCGAGGACAGGAGCUAUCACAACACUGCUGUGUUUAACAACCUUGGAAACACAAGAACUAGUAGAGUUCUUUUUAAGAAACUCUUUGCUAAUGGGAAGACACCCUUGUUGUGUAAAGCCUAAGCUGAGGAAAGGGUUAUGGUCACCAGAAGAGGAUGAGAAAUUGUUCAACCACAUUGCUCGAUUCGGUGUCGGUUGCUGGAGUUCUGUUCCUAAAUUAGCUGGUUUGCAGAGGUGUGGAAAGAGUUGCAGACUGAGAUGGAUAAAUUACUUGAGGCCUGACUUGAAGAGAGGAAUGUUCUCACAGGAAGAGGAGGAUCUUAUACUCAGUCUCCACCAACUUCUCGGAAACAGGUGGGCACAAAUUGCAGCACAAUUACCUGGAAGAACAGAUAACGAGAUAAAGAACUUCUGGAAUUCAUGUUUGAAGAAGAAGCUGAUGAAGCAAGGUAUUGAUCCCAGCACCCACAAGCCAUUAUCUGAAUCAGAAAACAAAAUUACAAAUGAGAAGAAUUACAGAGAUGAAGCUUCUAUGAUGCAAUCAUCACAAGCACAUCAUAUUGAAUUUGCAACCACCGAAACAGAGAAACCAUUCACUGUCGACAGAGGCUGUCGCGACAGUAGUGACAAUGAUACAUUAGCAAAAAGUCUGGCGGAAUCUUUGCACAGCAAACCCAACUAUGAUCCUGUAUUCUUACUCGAAUUCCAGGAAAGAAUCAAUCCAGAAGGAUACAAUUCCAACCUUAUGGGGCAUUUUCAGCAGUAUCAACCCUCGUAUGACCACGACCAGUUUGAAGCCAAGCCGAACUUUGGGUUUUCCUCCAUGCCAGAACUAACAAAUUACGACAUUCAGGGAAUUGCAGAAGCUGAAUUUUCUGCAAAUUCCGCUUCUACAUUGACUUCAUUACUGUUCAGUGAAGUAAAAGAAUGCUCGAGUAAUAGCUCAAUUGGAACUAGUACUGCAAAUGCCGGAUUUGAGAUGGACAAAAUGGUGGGAAAUCAUACUACUUUUCCAUGGGAUGCUGCUAACAGUUUGGAAUCAUUGUUCCAAUUCAGCGGAAUCAAAACUGAAGAAUCAAUGGAAGCGAGUCAAUGGCAAGGACAGCCUCAAUGUUCAGAUGAUUACAUUAGUUAUCAGCUAACGUCUCUUUCAGAAGAUAUAAACGCAGAAAUCUUUCACCAGAUAUGAACUUUAAAUUCAAUGGUAUUUUCAACACAGCACAAGUAAACAUAUAAUGGUGUUUGUAGCACAGUUUUUAGAUAAAAGGUUUGCGGUGAGUUAGUUUAGUUGCUUCUAUUCUUUUCUCCUCUGUUAUUCUGUAGGUGAUAAACACAUACUGUCCUCAUUGUUAUUUGUAGAUACUGUAUUAUUAUAAAUUGAAUAAAGAUUUUACAUUUGUUUCUUUAUAGUAA
Daucus carota subsp. sativus is the source of this 1454-nucleotide messenger RNA. RefSeq names its product transcription factor MYB86. The record is from RefSeq and is a predicted model, not a curated record. Lineage: Eukaryota; Viridiplantae; Streptophyta; Magnoliopsida; Apiales; Apiaceae. The transcript is spliced from 3 exons. The coding region runs from base 133 to 1230 and encodes 365 amino acids.